GGCGGCAGGCGGAGCGGGGCAGUGAGCUCAUUCCCAGGCUCUGGAGAAGAGCAGCGAACGGAGGCUGCAAAGGAGGAGGAGGAGGAGGCGGCUCUUCUUCCUGCAGCAGGAGCAACUUUGUUGGGCAAAACUGAGAGACGCUGCAGUGAGAAGAAGAAGAGGAGGAAAGCGGCAGUAGCUGUGGGAUUUGUGCCUAUAUGCUUCCCUCCCCUCCAUGAAGGAAUUUGGGGGGUGGGGAUGAGUCGAAACAGUCCUGAUGCAGCAGAGAAAGAAGGGCUGAAAUAUUUCAUGGAUGUACUGCACAGUGAUGCUGACAAAAGGAACAGCAGCUUCAAAAUUAUCCUGAUGAAUGAUUAGAAGAAUCACUCAUGGUUAUCCAUUUCAGCAUGGGAAUAUUGAAGCACAAGUUCAUCGAUUUGCCAAGAUGCCACAGAACUUUAGUUUAAAACAAGUUUAACUUCUGAAAUUUGGGGCCUUGUUUUUUGGCGUAUGUGGAAAAAUGACUUCAUGUUAAAAUGGAUGGAUUGAGACGUCUAAGAAGUCAGAAGAGAUUGAACAACAGUGCUUCUUAGACAAAUUGCAUCAAUGGACCAUUUACUACUACAUUAAAUGAUCACAACUGGGAUCUCAUGCAACCUUUGUAUUUUCUGGAGAACCUUCUCCAGAAGAAUGUUAUCAAUUUAAAAGGCAGAGAUGACUGUGUUUUCUUUUGGAGCUUAUUAAGGAUAAAUACUUUUUCCAAUAAUGACCAGUUUGAAGCGGUCCCAGACUGAAAGGGCUGUUGCUACUGGAUUAUCAGAUGGAGCGCCCAAACUUCAUUCAGAUGACUUUUAUAUGAGACGCUUUAGGUCACAAAAUGGUAGUUUGGGGUCUUCAGUGAUGGCUCCAGUAGGCCCUCCACGCAGUGAAGGGUCUCAUCACCUUACUUCUACUCCUGGAGUUCCUAAAAUGGGGGUUAGAGCAAGGAUUGCUGACUGGCCUCCAAGGAAGGAAAACAUCAAAGAAAACAGUAGAUCAAGCCAAGAUAUGGAUACAUCAAGCUGUCUUGAUAGUAUGUCUUCAAAAAGUAGUCCUGGGAGUCAGGGGAGCUCUAUUAACUUGAAUGCCAGUGACUCUGUCAUGUUAAAAAGUAUCCAAAAUACGCUUAAAAACAAAACAAGACAAUCUGACAACUUAGAUUCUAGGUUUCUUACACCUGAUGGUUACCACAGCUCCCCAAGGAAGGCUCUUCGUAGAAUAAGACAGCGUAGUAAUAGUGACAUCACCUUAAGUGAACUUGAUGUUGAUAGCUUCGAUGAAUGUAUCUCACCCAGUUAUAAAUCUGGACCAUCGCUGCACAGAGAAUAUGGUAGUACCUCAUCAAUAGAUAAGCAGGGUACUUCAGGGGACAGCUUUUUUGACCUAUUAAAAGAUUAUAAAGAUGAAAAAUCUGACCAUAGAAUCCCAGGCACCAGCAAAUUCAGUGAACUCCUUAUAGCAAGUGGUAGUAAAGGUUCAGGGUUUUCUUUGGAUGUGAUAGAUGGAGCUAUUACUCAGAGGGAGAACCUCCGGUUAUUUAAAGAAAGGGAGAAACCACUGAAGAGGCGUUCAAAAUCCGAAACGGGGGAUUCUUCCAUUUUUCGAAAGCUCCGUAAUGCCAAAGCUGAUGGGGAACUUGGGAAAUCUUCAGAUCUUGAGGAUAGCAGAUCAGAGGAUAGUGUCAGGCCUUGGAUUUGCCCAAAGUGUUUUGCCCAUUAUGAUGUUCAAAGUAUAUUAUUUGAUUUAACUGAAGUGGCAGUUAAUAGGCACAAUGUUAUUAAACGAAGGAAUACAACAACUGGAGCAUCUGCUGCUGCAGUUGCAUCCUUAGCUUCUGGACCAUUGUCCCAUUCUGCAAGUUUUAAUUCCCCAAUGGGCAGCACAGAAGACCUGAAUUCCAAAGGAAGUCUCAAUAUGGACCAGGGAGAUGAUAAAAGUAAUGAUCUCGUGAUGAGUUGUCCAUAUUUUCGUAAUGAAAUUGGUGGAGAAGGAGAAAGGAAGAUCAGCCUCACCAAAUCUAACUCUGGAUCCUUCAGUGGCUGUGAAAGUGCCUCUUUUGAGUCUACUCUUAGCUCUCAUUGCACAAAUGCAGGAGUCGCUGUGCUUGAAGUACCGAAGGAAAAUCUGAUGUUACACUUGGACAGAGUGAAAAGAUACAUUGUUGAACAUGUGGAUCUUGGUGCAUAUUAUUAUCGGAAAUUCUUUUACCAGAAAGAACACUGGAACUACUUUGGGGCAGAUGAGAACCUUGGCCCUGUAGCUGUGAGUAUCAGAAGAGAAAAACCUGAAGAAAUCAAAGAAAAUGGAUCUCAGUAUAACUACCGCAUCAUUUUCAGAACUAGUGAGCUUACAACACUAAGAGGUUCUGUCUUGGAAGAUGCAAUACCCUCAACUGCAAAGCACUGCACAGCCAGAGGAUUGCCCUUGAAAGAAGUGCUUGAACAUGUGAUUCCUGAACUAAACAUACAUUGCCUUAGACUGGCCUUCAACACUCCGAAAGUCACAGAACAGCUAAUGAAAUUAGAUGAGCAAGGGCUAAGCUAUCAACUUAAAGUGGGGAUCAUGUACUGCAAGUCUGGACAAAGUACUGAAGAGGAAAUGUAUAAUAAUGAAUCGGCAGGCCCAGCCUUUGAAGAAUUUCUUCAGUUACUGGGAGAACGGGUUCGGCUCAAGGGAUUUGAAAAGUACCGUGCCCAGCUAGAUACAAAAACUGAUUCAACUGGCACUCAUUCUCUUUAUACAACAUACAAGGAUUAUGAAAUCAUGUUCCAUGUUUCCACUAUGCUGCCAUACACACCUAACAACAAGCAACAGCUGUUAAGGAAACGACAUAUUGGGAAUGAUAUUGUGACAAUAGUUUUCCAAGAACCUGGAGCAGAACCAUUCAGCCCAAAGAAUAUUCGCUCUCACUUUCAGCAUGUCUUUGUUAUCGUCCGAGUGCACAAUCCUUGUACUGAUAACGUCUGUUACAGUGUUGCUGUUACAAGAUCCAGAGAUGUGCCAUCUUUUGGACCACCAAUACCUAAAGGCAUCACAUUCCCCAAAUCAAAUGUAUUCAGGGAUUUUUUACUAGCUAAAGUGAUCAAUGCUGAGAAUGCAGCUCAUAAAUCGGAGAAGUUCCGUGCCAUGGCCACCCGAACCCGUCAGGAAUACUUGAAAGAUUUGGCAGAAAAGAAUGUCACAAAUACACCAAUUGAUCCAUCUGGCAAAUUCCCCUUCAUCUCACUGGCCUCUAAGAAGAAAGAAAAGUCCAAACCUCAUCCAGGAGUAGAACUCCACAGUUCUGGUGCUGUUAUUUGGAGUCUCUAUGCUAAAGACUACAGCAAGGGCAUAGAUAUAGACUGUCUCCUUGGCAUUUCUAAUGAAUUUGUUGUUAUCAUUGAACAAGAUACAAAGAGUGUUGUGUUCAAUUGUUCUUGUAGAGAUGUAAUAGGGUGGACGUCAACAGAUACAAGUGUCAAAAUUUUCUAUGAAAGGGGUGAAUGUGUUUCUGUAGAAAGUUUCAGAAACCCUGAAGAUAUCAAAGACAUUGUCAAAAGGCUGGAGCUUGUGACAAAGGGCUGCGAGUCAGUGGAAAUGACUUUACGUCGAAAUGGACUAGGCCAGCUUGGUUUCCAUGUAAAUUAUGAAGGAAUUGUUGCUGAUGUUGAACCCUAUGGCUACGCUUGGCAGGCUGGAUUACGGCAAGGCAGCAGAUUAGUGGAAAUUUGCACAGUGGCUGUUGCUACUCUAAGUCAUGAGCAAAUGAUAGAUCUCCUACGAACUUCUGUUACUGUGAAGGUUGUCAUUAUUCCACCUCAUGAAGAUUGUACGCCACGAAGAAGUUUUUCAGAAACUCAUCGCAUGCCAGUGAUGGAAUACAAAAUGAAUGAUGGUGGCGUUCCCUAUGAGUUCAAGUUCCCUUUCAGAAAUAACAACAAAUGGCAGCGAAAUGCUAACAAGGGGCAGGGGUCACAUGUACAACAAAUGCCAUCUCAGAUGCAAAGUCCUGUUACCACAAGGAUUGCCUCAGGGAAAGGUGAAGGGAAAAUGCCUCCUCCAGAGCGAGCAGCCAACAUUCCACGCAGUAUUUCUAGUGAUGGCCGUCCUCUGGAGAGUAGAAGAUUAUCUCCUGGCUCUGAUGUCUAUGUCACCGUGUCAUCCAUUGCCUUAGCAAGAUCACAGCAGUGCCGUAAUUCCCCUAGCAACUUGUCAUCUUCCAGCGAAACUGGGUCUGGUGGAGGCACCUACAGACAAAAAUCUAUGCCUGAAGGAUUUGGAAUGAGUCGAAGAUCCCCUGCCUCUAUUGACCGACAGAACACAGAUACUAGUGGCAGUGGCAAAUCUACCCCUUGCUGGCAGAGAAGUGAGGACAGCAUUGCUGACCAGAUGGAACCAACUUGCCAUCUCCCUGCAAUGUCAAAGGUGCUGCCAUCCUUCAGAGAGAGCCCCACAGGAAGACUGAUGAGGCAAGAUCCAGUAGUUCACUUGUCUCCAAAUAGGCAGGGCCAUUCCGAUAGCCACUAUUCCAGCCAUUCAAGCAGUAAUACAUUGUCCAGCAAUGCUUCAAGUGUCCAUAGUGAUGAGAAGUGGUAUGACAGUGGGGACAGGACAGAGGCAGAGCUGAAUAGCUAUAACUAUCUUCAAGGCACAUCUGCUGAUAGUGGAAUCGAUACCACCUCAUAUGGACCCAGCCAUGGCAGCACAGCCUCCCUGGGCAACUCAGCAACAUCUCCCCGAUCAGGACUCAUGAAAGAGAAAGUAUCACCAUUAUGGCACAGUUCCAGUGAAGUAGUCUGCCUUGCAGACCGGACUUUAGAAAAAGAAAGUCACAUGAUGGACAGAAAGACAGAAUCUUCAUUAAGCUUGGACAUCCAUACCAAAAGUCAACCAGCUUCCAAUCCCUUAACAAGAGAGAACAGUGCGUUUAGCCUUAGUGAUGCUGUUUCCCAUGCAAGUACCAUGGGUUCCCGACACUCUGCCAGCCCUGUUGUUUUCACCAGUGCCAGAAGUUCGCCUAAAGAAGAGCUUCAUUCUGCCACUUCCCCACAGCUUGCACCUUCUUUCUCCUCUUCCUCCUCCUCCUCUGGCCCUAGGACCUUCUACCCACGGCAGGGUGCAACUAGCAAGUACCUGAUUGGAUGGAAAAAACCUGAAGGGACAAUAAACUCUGUGGGGUUUAUGGAUUCAAGAAAGCGUCACCAGAGUGAUGGUAAUGAAAUGGCACAUCCUAGAUUGCGCGCCUCAGCCAGAGAUCUUCGAGCCUCACCAAAGCGAGCAUCUAAAUCAAAUAUUGAAGAAGAGUUGAAGAAGCUGAUCGAUCUAGACAGCCCAACACCAGAAUCUCAGAAGAACUUUAAGUCUCCAUUCCCUAGCACUCCUACCUCAAGGCGUGCCUUGCAAAGGACUCUGUCAGAUGAGAGUAUUUACAGUAGUCAAAGGGAACACUUCUUUCCUUCACGAGCGUCUCUUCUGGACCAAGCCCUUCCAAAUGAUGUCCUUUUCUCCAGCACAUAUCCUUCUCUCCCCAAGUCCUUACCCUUAAGAAGGCCAUCAUACACAUUAGGAAUGAAAUCUUUACAUGGAGAGUUCUCUGCCUCUGACAGCUCCCUCACAGAUAUCCAGGACCAGAGGAGGCAGCCUAUGCCAGACCCAGGUCUUAUGCCUUUGCCCGAUUCUGCUUCUGACUUAGACUGGUCAAACUUGGUAGAUGCUGCCAAAGCCUUUGAGGUCCAAAGAGCCUCAUUUUUUGCAACUGGUGACGAAAACCACAGACCUGUCAGUGUUGCUUCUAAUAACGAUCAUGCUGAAGACCAGAUUCCUGCACAGAUAAAGCCUUACACCGAUAAAGAGUCUCCUCCAUCUCUUGCUUCUAAAGUGAGCCAGCUAGAAAGUAUGCUGAGAAUGCUGCAGGAGGAUUUAAAGAAGGAAAAAGAAGACAAAGCCAAUCUUCAGGCCGAAGUGCAGCACUUGAGGGAAGACAAUUUACGGUUACAAGAAGAAUCCCAGAAUGCCUCUGAGAAACUAAAGAAAUUCACUGAAUGGGUUUUCAAUACAAUUGAUAUGAGCUAAGAAUAGCACACAUGAAACAAACACACUGGCAAAAAAAAAUAUCUGUAGUGGGACUGAAGCUUUGAUAUCACCCUAACCAUAACCUUUGAAAGCCCAAUCAGAGCGCUUUCACAUGUUUCGUACUCUGAUUACCCAUUUUUGCAUCUCUGCAAACACGCAAAACCAUUGCAGAUUUACAAUCAUUGUCUGCCUUUUGUAGAAAAGAAGCAAAAAAAGUGAUUUUAAAGAAAAUAAAACUUUAACUGCUAAAAUGUGAAUGUCUUUAUUUUUUGCACAUUCUCUUUACCUUUUCUGUACAAAAUGACAUGGAGAGUGGACCAGAAUAACUGUCCAUCUGCCUCUAUUUAUUUCUUUUCACUACUUUGUAUCUGUUUCAGAUUAAUCUGCUUUAUUCUUGCUGCUUUAACAAAUAUUACAAGUUCUAGAAAACUAGAAAGAUGUUUAUUUUGCUGCCUCCUUUCUGUUGUAUACCCCAGGCGAGAGGAUGUUUUGGGUGCCUCCUUAAUGAUUUGCACUUCAUUAUCUUUAGUGCUUUCCCCCCAUCUUUUGUAUGGAGCCAUUGCCCAUUGAGUGAGUGUACAGUAUAUACCCAACAGAAACUAGAUAUGGCAGGUUCUCUAAUUUCAUUUUUUGAACAUCUUUCUGAAGUAGGACUUUGCACUUUGGAAGUACAAGAACUGCCAGCUGCAUAAGAGACAGAUGGCACUAAUCCUUGGGCUGCUUGAGAGAAGAGAAUAAUCUGUGCUGUUUUCAAAAUGGCUUCUUCCUAGUUUGGGACCUUACUCUUACCAAUUUUUUUUAGUGCAUAAUACAUUUGAACCCUCCUAAACACUGACAGCACAUGUCCCUGCUGACACCAAAGUUACCUAACUAGAUCUAUCUGUAACUCCUUGCUCUACAUCUGUUACAAGACCCUAAAUCUAACGAAAGAAGCAAGCUAUCCAUGCCUGUGUAUAACUGUUUUGGCUGUUUCUCUACAAUGACCAAAGCCCCACCAACUCACUGUUUAGUGACUGCAGCCCCCCUUCAACCGAUCAGUAGCUGGUGGAGACUAGGGAGAAUCAGAGAAGCAUUUCAUUGCAUCCCAGUAGCCAGACACAGAUUGGUUACAUCAUCUGCUAGCACCUCCAAAGGACCCUGGCAGAUCUCAGUGAAAUGAUGUAAUCAGUCUGUGUCUAGUUGGGUUGUCAUAGCCAGACGUUUCUGUAAUUCCCACCACCAUCACCCCCAUCAGGUUCCAAAUGUCUGGAAUGGGCUGCAGCCAUUAAAAAGUGAAUCAAGCAAGAUGUGGUAUAAUUCCAUCUGUAGAACUUUUACACUACACUCUGCCAUACAGGUAUGUUCUUGGCCACUGAACACUACAAAAGGGAAACCAGAAUGGUCUCUACCUAGUUCUGACAUACACACCCAGCUGAACAGCAUGACACAAGCACCAUUCCACAACAUCCAUGUAUUUUGCCCAGAAAAGGCAACCAAUUACUAGUUGCCUUUUCAUUAGUUGCAAUACUUAGGGUCCAUUAAUGACAAUGUGGCAGAUACAUGUUGCAGUUCAUGGACUGCAUAAUAACAUAAGGCUGCACACAGUGUUACCUGUGCCUGAAACCUAGUGACUGUAGUGGCAUUCCCAUUUUGUAACAUUAUGCAGUAUUGUGGCUUAAGCAGGAUAUAUUCUUGCCCCUGUAUUCUCUUUUAGGACCCUACCUAUCAAAAAGAGGUCAGCAAAUGCAUAUCAGCAGUUACUUACACAAAUAAGCCUUUAAUAUAUUUGCUUUCAGUGUCCCAGGUGAAAAGACAGUUGAAUGAUUAUCCUUAAUAUGAUCAAAAUCAUCCUUUUAUUUAUAGAAUCAAGUUAAAGAAAGAAUCUAUCCUUUUGUUCUUGAUGUGUGGAUUUUCUAGUAAUACUGGCUUGGAUGAAAUGUAUGUAUGCUGGGAGGCUAACUUGCCAUAAAAUGUCACAUCUUCAGGAAUAAACUCUUAGUAUGGGGUUGGGAAAAACUUGUGUGUGCUGCAGCUUGCCUAAGCAUUGUUUCAAGUGGCAUGUUGUGAACCUAGUUCAUAAGCUCCGCUGCAUGCAACCAUAAUACUCUUCCCAGAUCUAACAGUAACAGUCUAUGUCUGUCCAUUUCACAAACCCUCCCCUCUUCUCUGUUUUCCAGCCACCUUUCAUUACUGGAAAUCUCCUUAACCUCUGCCAUUCAGUCUUCUUCCCCUUCAUUGACAUGCCUUCUCCUAACUCUUAAUAACUGUAUGAAUCCACAUGGUUUGCUUUGACCUAAAGUUUCAUUUGUGACAACAAUCCCAUUGGGAUGCAUUUCUGAUAAUAUUUGGACAUGAAAGAAAAUGGUUUUGAAAGUAUUUCUAGAAUGAUUAUACAGAGAACUAGAAUGUCUUAAGAGUUUUCUUUUUCCAGUAACUUGUAUGAAGGAGAUCUAUACAAUGCCUGAUGUAAUUAGUAAAUGGGAAAUAUUGCUAACAUCUCUAAGCAUCUUGACAUAUUUUUUUCCUCUCUUUAUUUUUUUUUAAAAAGAAAGCAUUGGGACUUUGGGCAGACUAUUUAUUAGAGUUUUGCAACAGAGUUCUUGUAUGAAGCCUCUGAAAGGCUACUUGUAAAAAACUGACAAUAAAAUCCAUUUUAAAGGCU
Molecule: messenger RNA, 8710 nt
Organism: Sceloporus undulatus (fence lizard)
Lineage: Eukaryota; Metazoa; Chordata; Lepidosauria; Squamata; Phrynosomatidae
Gene: SIPA1L1
Product: signal induced proliferation associated 1 like 1
Exons: 24
Coding region: 745-6069 (1774 amino acids)
Biological process (GO): activation of GTPase activity; regulation of small GTPase mediated signal transduction
Cellular component (GO): cytoplasm
Molecular function (GO): protein binding; GTPase activator activity
Source: RefSeq, a predicted model, not a curated record